Molecule: messenger RNA, 8443 nt
Organism: Petromyzon marinus (sea lamprey)
Lineage: Eukaryota; Metazoa; Chordata; Hyperoartia; Petromyzontiformes; Petromyzontidae
Source: RefSeq, a predicted model, not a curated record
CACCGCCGAGAGCGCGAGACGCGUGCGGACUCGAGGAUGCGGACUCGGCACUGAAGCUCGCGCGUGCGCGCGCGCGUCAAAUCCGCUCCACCUCCCUGCGAAUCAUUCCCUGGCCCCCAGCAUCAAGCGGCAGCGGCAGCAGCGGCAGCGGUGGUCCAUCGACAUCACCCGCAGUGAACGGGGACAGUGGUGCGGGUCGGUGGGACCACCCGGCGAGACCGACUCCGGAGUGCCGCGACCGCGCCUUUGUUGUUGUUGUUAUUGCCGUCGCGUGAAGAAAAGGAGCAGCGGUGACAGCGAGCGAGCGAGAGAAGGAGAGAGAGACGGGAGAGAGAGAGAAGGAGCGAGCGAACGAGAGAGAGAGAGACGACAGCGGAGGAGGAGAAGGAGGAGAGGGACUCUUCCCCUUGCCGCCCGCGAGCACUCGAGCCUCCGUGUCUGCAACACCAGCCGACGGGGCCAUGUUGCCAUGGCGACGCCGCACGUUGCUGGCGGGGGCGGCCCUCCUCGCGACCCUCUGGGUGACGUCAGACUCCAUCGACAUCCCCAUAGACCCCACACUUCUGGAGAAUGUGGAGCAACCGCCUGCGAUCACGAAGCAGUCCCCCACUGACCACUACGUCGACCCGUUAGAGGACAUUUUAGUGAAAUGUGAGGCCAAAGGGACCCCUGCCCCGAGUUAUCGUUGGACGAAGAAUGACAAGUCGUUCGACCCGAGAGCCGAGGUGGGCGUGGUGACGGCCGCGGGCUCGGGCUCGUUCACCUUCGUCAAGAACAGCACCGGCCACGCCAAGCGGCACGAGGGCGACUACCAGUGCCUGGUCUCCAACAAGCUGGGCACCGCUGUCUCCGACAAAAUCAAACUGCGCAUCGCAAGUACCCCCAAGUGGCCCAAGGAAGUGCUGGAUCCCAUGGAGGUGGACGAGGGCAACUCGGUGGUUCUGCCCUGCAAGCCUCCCCAGGGCGUUCCUCCCCCCAAAAUCUUGUGGAUGACGAGCACGCUGGACCACAUUGGGCAGGACAAGCGAGUGUCGCAGGGCCUCAGCGGCGACCUUUACUUCUCCAACGUCAAGCCGGUGGACAGCCGAGACGACUACAUCUGCUACGCGCAGUUUGUGGCCUCCCGUACCAUCAUCUCGAAGGAGCCCAUCAAGCUGAAAGUCCGCUCACCUAUUUCAUUUGUUGCAGUGGAAACACUUGAUGACGCACAGUCAUCGAGUGUGAACGAAACCCAAUUAGCUGUUGCCGGGGGUCUCCGGAACCGCCUGCCGAGCCUGCUCACGCCCCAUGGCAAAACCACAAGGAUGCACAGCCUGAAAGGAAGUACGCUCGUGAUGGAGUGCAUCGCCGAGGGCCUGCCGACGCCGGACGUGCGCUGGGAGAGGGUGAGCGGUCACAUGCCUCGUGGCCGCUUCUCGACGGGAAACCACAACAAGACGCUGCGCCUCCACCCGGUGGAGGUGGAAGACAGCGGGCAGUACAAGUGCAUCGCCAGCAACAACAUGGGCUCAGCGCACCACUCCUUCGUCGUCACAGUGGACGCGGCCCCAUACUGGACGGCCAGGCCGGAGGACCGCAUCGUGGCGCCGGGCGAUGACGCGGUGCUGCACUGCGUCGCCGGCGGAAAGCCUCCGCCGGAAACACACUGGCUCCUCAACGGCAAACCCCUGAACGAGGCACCGGCCGAGCCGCACCGCACCGUGAAGGGCGACCGCAUCGUGCUCAAGAAGCUCGUCAUCGGACAGAGCGCCGUCUACCAGUGCGUCGCCUCCAACGUCUUCGGCACCAUCAUUGCCAACGCGCUCGUCAGCGUGCUGGCUGUGCCUCCCAAGUUUAUUACGAAGGACAAGGAGGAGUACGUUGUCGUAGAGAAACAGCCUGUGCUUCUCGAUUGCAAAGUCUUCGGUUCUCCAAAACCCGCCAUCCGAUGGUCCAAAGAUGGUCAGGUUAACACCCUGCAGGACAAGAAAUUCAAGGAGUUUGAGAACGGCUCCCUGUACAUACAUGAGGCGAAGAAGGCAGACCAGGGCCUCUACAUGUGCGAGGCCACCAACGACCUGGAUACCGGCACCAUCAACGCGAAACUCCGAGUCAGAGAGGCCACCCACAUCGAGCCGUUUGAGCGGCUUCGCGUGCGGAAGGACGGCACGGUGGAGCUCGAGUGCCGGGUGACGCACGACCCAGACCUGGAGCUCAACAUCUACUGGGAGAAGGACGGCAUGGAGCUCAGCGGCACCAACUGGUUCAUGACGGACAAGAACACGCUGACGAUCAACAAUGUCAGCGAGGUGGACCAGGGCAUCUACAUUUGCGUUGCCCACACGUUCCUGGACCUCGCGCGGGCAGAGGCCGAGCUCACCGUCAUCGACAAGCCAGACCCCCCAUACAACCUGAAGCUCUCCCACCAUGAGGAGAGGGGCAUCCGAUUGAGCUGGACUCCAGGGAACCACUAUAACAGCCCCAUUUCAGAGUAUGUCGUGGAGUACGAGGAGGACCGCUACAAACCGGGUGACUGGCAGCACCUGGCGAAUAUCAAGGGCUCCGACACCUCCGCGGAGCUCAUGCUGCGCCCCUACGUCAACUACCAGUUCCAAGUGAUCGCCUACAACGAGGUGGGGCCCAGCAGGGCCAGCCUCUCGUCCCAGCGCUACUCCACGCCGCCGGCCGUGCCUGACAUAGCACCCGUCGGAGUAACGGGGGAAGGAUCUGAACCGGACAACAUGGUCAUUGCUUGGGAGCCUCUCAAGCACCUGGAUCGGAAUGGGCCCAACCUGCGCUACAAGGUGAACUGGCGCCGCAAGGGCACGGGCGAGCCGUGGGAGGAGGCGAUACUCGGCGCCGACGCGUCGCGACUGCUCGUGAACGACACGGCGACGUUCGUGCCGUACGAAGUGAAGGUGCAGGCCAUCAACGACCUCGGGGAAGGACCCGAGCCGAUGGCCAUCGUCGGCCACUCCGGAGAGGAUUUUCCGAAGAGUGCCCCAAAGAAUGUGAAGUUUGUGGUGGUGAACAGCACUGUCCUGAAGCUCACUUGGGACCCCAUCCCUGUCCAUGAUGUGCGAGGCCACCUCAAGGGCUACAAGGUUUUCUACCGCAAGCUGAGGGGGCUGCAGGAGAGGAGGCGGCGCCACGUGGAGUGGAGGGUGCUCGUGUUCCCGGGCGACCGGAGCCACGCGGUGGUGCCGGGGCUCGAGCCCUUCAGCCUCUACGAGCUGGAGGUGAAGGCCUUCAACGGCAAGGGGGAUGGCCCCGCCAGCCACGCGCUGCGCGUCGAGAUGCCCGAAGGAGUGCCGGGCCAGGUGACAAACCUAAGAGUUCCAGAAAAGGACUUUGAUUCCAUAACGCUGACAUGGGACCCUCCGGCACAUCCUAAUGGAAUCCUGACAGGAUACACCGUCCAAUAUCAGAACAUCAACAACACGCAGAACCUCGGCACCUUACACAGGGUAGAGCUUUUUGCCAACGUCUCCGAGCUGCGGGUGGAAUACCUCGACUCCUACACCAAGUACAAGUUCUACAUCGCUGCCUUCACCAGCGUCGGCACCGGGAAAAUACUCACCGAGGAGGCUGUGACCAUUCUGGAAAUCCCCCCAGCCGCGCCGGUACUGCUGAGUAUGAACACGACACGCGGUGACACAUACGCAAACAUCUCGUGGGUGCCAGGAGUGGGGCAGUCCGCAUCGGAAUACCUCAUCCAGUUCCGAGACAAACAUGGCCCUGGCGGGUGGCGCAACCACUCGGUCGUGAGUUCGUCCAGGAAUCACCUGCUGCUGGACGGGCUGUCCCCGGGCAGCCAGUACCAGAUCCGCGUGGUGGCCUUCAAUGAGCACGGGCACACCAUCAGCUCCGAGGACGUCAUUGAGACCACCGGCAGAGGAUACCGGCGAGGGCCUCUCGAUGUGGCCACGCAGGCCUGGUUCAUUGCACUCAUGUGUGCCGUCGUCCUGCUCAUCAUGAUCCUCCUGAUCAUCUGCUUUAUCAAGAGGAACAAGGGUGGAAAGUACUCCGUGAAAGAUAAGGAGGAUGCCCGGGUUGAUCCCGAAGCUAAACCAAUUAAGGAGGAGACGUUUGGUGAAUACAGAACACUGGAAAGCGACAACGACGAGAAGCCGCUGGCGGGCAGCCAGCCGUCGCUGGACGGGGAGGUGAAGCGUGGCGAGAGCGAGGACAGCCUGGCGGAGUACGGGGAGGGCGUCGAGGGCCAGUUCAACGAGGACGGCUCCUUCAUCGGCCAGUACGGGGGCAGCAAGGAGAAGGUGACCGGAUCCGAGGCCACGUCUCCCGUGACGGACGGCACCACGGUCGCUUAAGGAGCCGCUCGCAAUCGAUCGGCAACGCAACGGGGCAGGAGGGGGUGGGGGUAAGGGACGAGGGGAUCACGGGAGGGGGGGGGGGGGGGGGAGGGAGAGGAGGGGGGCACUGGCUGGGCAGGAGACUAAUUAAAAUUUAAUAAAAUUGGAUAGACGAGUAGUAGCUAAUUCCUCCAACGCGAGGAAUAUUUGCUGCGCGUGCGAGUGCGCGCGCUGAUCGCGGGGAGUGAUAUUUUCUUUUCUCAAUGGGUGUCGCUUGAGGUCAGUUCAUCCGGUAUUCAGAGGACGUCCUCUUCUCCACAGCCACGACAUCUUACACCCUCUGCUGACACGGCAUCCAUCAAAUGCAAGAGCUUCUCGUUUUGGGCGUUUUACACAUUUGAAUAUCAGACGGUCUUAGGCCUGGGGCAUAGAGCUUCAGUUGUUUUUCAUAGCAUCCCUCCUUGAGCACUACAGGAAUUUAAAAUACAUUUUUAUCAUUUAACGUCCGUGUAUGAUGAAUGGGAACAUUUGUUCCCAUUUUAAUACUUAAUAUUAUUAAAUAUCUUCCCCCCACCCUCCCCUGCUUUCUCGAAACCGUGUUUCCAUUAUAGCUGAAGAAAGAAAAAUGUUUUACAUUAAAGGCCUCUUUCGAUUGGCUCUGCGGCUAUCGUUCUGACAAAGGUGAAGCUUCACUUGAGUGCAUCGGCUGCUAGAGCAGGGGGAGGGAAGCGAUGGUGACCUUUGCCAUGCUGCCAAAAGGCACAUCGCUACAUAUUUUAUACCACGCCGAGUCUGUUAUUCACCGUAAUGGGCCACACCUCCCCAGUAUAUCAUCGUCAAUUUGAGAGGUGAGAACGGCAAACCGUGGAGCCUGCUUGUGGUAGUAACAACCCGUUAUUGUACUCGGCCACAAUCACAAUUUGCGUUUUUUAAGUUUGAUUCAAGACUAAUUAGUUUUGUUUUAUCUCGUGUUUACCAUUUACUUGGUAGUGUUUUUCAUUUUUGUUCUUUCGUUUGUACAGAUUUGUUCGCCCCAUUAACCGAAAUGUGCGUGCGUAAAUGGGAACUUCCCUUGCACACGAUUCAACGGUGCCAUGAGCAUAACAAUCGAUUUUAAUUGACGAAUCCGUGCAUUGUUACAGACAUAACGAUUAUCACACAAUGAUCAGCUACGUGCGCAUGUUACUUUCUUCAUCCAUGGUAAUUUACAUAUCUUUCCGGUUAAUUUUUUCACCAACUAAUUGAAGGAAAUAUUUAAGAAAUGUUUGCACCGUGCCAAAAACAUUUCCCCCACAUUUCAGGCUGUGAGUUAACCGGAGCUGAUUUGGCUGACAGAUAAUGGUUUAUCGUCAAAUUAAAGAUCAUGGUUUCUCAUAAAAUAGAAUGCCGAAGCACCCACUGUGUUUGUCCGGUGCCUGUACCGGUUACCUCCACACAGUGGUGAAGCUGUCAGUACCACAGUGAAUAAAGCAUGAGCCUUUAGGAUCGUGACCCAUGGUGCUCAGUUGUUGUUGGCAGGGGCAAACACACCAGGUCAUGAUGCACUAGGGCCAAGGCUUAAUCUCGCGUGGAAUAUUUUUUCAGGGUACUCCCCAAUGCCUUAGAUCCUGCCCCCCUCCCCUCCUACCCACACUGUCAAGAGUGUGGGUAGGAGGUGGGGGGGGGCAGAAGGAGGGGGCGGAAAUCUUUUCUGGAUCUCAGCCUCAGGCCCCGGACAUCUACGGCUGAUACUAAUCCCUGACCAGAGCAAUCUCAAUUCAGUCAUCUCCGGCAAUCAUCCUGGUUUUCUUUUGCGGUAAAAUGUUGUAGAAAUCUGAAUUUCCGCUGUCUGCCUAGUCGGUGACUGCGAAGCCAGCUACCAAUCAGAUCACAGACAUACGUCAUGUGACUACCAAUUAUUGUUAAUUUAAUACAAUUUUCAGUAAUGUUUUUUUCAUGGCCAGAUAGACUUCACCCUGUGCCACUGCCAUAUCAAGAUGCCAUAGUUGGCCAUGAUGAAUACGUAACAAAUUAAAAUUGCCUGUGACGAUUGCCCAAUGUCCCGAACAAAUCAUGGCCUUUAUCAAUGUGUCAGUGAUCAAAGGCUUGGACCAAAUGCCACCAAGUAUGGGACAGGGCUGUUUUCUGUAAAAGCAAAGACAGCUUAUCUGAUAUGAAUAUUCUAUACACCAGCUUCGUUUGUUACAAAACAUUCCACACAAUAGCUGUCUGGUUUGUGGCCACAGCAAUGAAUAUGCUGUCAUCUGACAGUAUGUUUGCUUGUACAGGUAUAUGUACAAAUACUGUAGACGUCUUUGCUGACUUUGCAGUUCCAUUUUACUGUUGCGCAUUGACCAAAAACAACAGCGUUUUUAAAACGGUAGUAACUGACGUACUUUUUAAUUGAUGUCCUUUUUAACAAUGAUGUUGGAUUGACCAAGGUGAAUGAAGAUUUCACACAUUCUAAUAAUUGCAUUCUCAUAAUAAUAGCUUCAAUAAUUCUGAAUAAAAGUUCAUAUUUCCAUAAUUAAAUUCCAACGUGUUUUAACACCCUUGCAAUUUCUGUUUUGGGAAAGAUUAAUAUAUUAGUGCCAGCGUGAAAAACAUGUUUUGGAUUUUGCCCUCUUUGAUAUACUUCAGAAAAAGCUUGGUUCAAAAAAUCACGUGAAGUAAAUUGGUACUUUCGGUAAGGUCACGUAGAAGGGAAAUAAUAAAAGAAUCAAAAUAAAACAAUAAAAUUAUCACGACGUUAAACAUUGCUGAAAAUAAUUGCCACAUUUUGUAACAUUUCUGCAGCAACUGUAAAAAAACGAAAGCGGCACCAUUUGUCAACUUUAUAAUUGUUGAAAUCUACUUCGUAAAAAACUACUCGGUUUUUUUUAUGGGAGAUGCACAUUUACUGGCUAAAUCUAUCUUUAAUAUACAAAGUAAUUUCCCAUAACUGCAGAAUUUAAACGACUUACAUUGCUACCCAACCUCACGUGCAUGAGAGCAACGCGCUUCAGAAGCCAAAAAAAAAAUAAUGAGUCAUGCGAAAUAUUGUCCGUUUAAUUUUUGCGUCACAGUGCCACCCUCUGAAUUGCUAACAGCUGAGGUAAAACAAACUUUCUACAGGUUAAAUAUGUAAAGAGGUGUUUUUUUUUUUCCUUCCAUAAAAGAUUAAUAUUUGGCCAAUUAUGAGGUAGCUGAUCGGGGAAUGGUGGUCGUGCUGCUCGGAGUGAAGCCCCAAUUACACGGAGUUGCCGCCGGCCCGCCGCCCAUAUUCUGAAGCUGUAUUCCAUCGGCAACCCCAAACGUUGCUCGAUAGCGGUGAUGAAUUUGCGCUUGGCAUUUUUCCAGAUCGUGCUAUUUGCUCUUUUCACGCUUGCGGCGCGAUUAUUUUCUGCUUGCGGUAAAAUCUUGCGGUUGACGUUUUUGUUGUGCUUUGUUUUUUCUGGGUCUCAUUUCCCAAAAAAAGUAGAAAUGCUUCCUGUGUGACUGCAAACAAAGCACAAAGGGGAUGUGAAAAGGACCAUGCGUUCCGUUUGUCUUGUACUCACUCGGUAGCAUUUUGAUAUUUUUCAAGUUUCAUUGUAACAUAGCUUGAUUGCUGCCCGCGAAUACACGUGUGUACUAUAUGCCCGUGUUGAGGGUUGAGUCACGGAAAUUGUUUGUAUAAUGAUCUGUAUCAAAAGCAUGCAAGUUUCUUGCGUACGCAGGUAUGAAGCCAGUAGUGCCGCGAGAGGCAGGGAUCACCACUGCAUUCACGUGCAGCUUACAUUGACAAGGACGUGUGUGCACUCUCUUGGCUAAAUGAAUACAUACACAGAUAGCUAUUGGUUAAGCCAGACCUGAGUUGGGCAACUCUAAAAAUGCCUUGGUAAAGGUGCAGCACUGUAAUGACUUGCUUGUGCCACUACAGCUGGCGGCAGGGCCUCCGCCUACUCUUCUACACUGGUCAUAUACCUUGGCAGAACAAUUCUAUGCAGUUGAUUUGUCCAAGAAAUUCCAAAUUGUGACACAAAUAAACUGCAUACAAUGAUUGUAGUAUCAACAUUUGGUUAAAUUAUGAUGUCUGGUUGAGCAUACAUUGGAAGUCUAUUUGUGUAUAUACUAAAUUUAUGUAUGGACCUAGCUGGCCAUAUCAUGUUCCAGUUAUAUAUUUCUGGAGAUGUGUAUACAUGGCCCAUAUU